Molecule: messenger RNA, 693 nt
Organism: Penicillium pulvis
Lineage: Eukaryota; Fungi; Ascomycota; Eurotiomycetes; Eurotiales; Aspergillaceae
Exons: 1
Coding region: 1-693 (230 amino acids)
Cellular component (GO): cytoplasm; nucleus
Molecular function (GO): ribonucleoside-diphosphate reductase inhibitor activity
Source: RefSeq, a predicted model, not a curated record
AUGCAACCCUCAAACAGUACUCUGUCCAAGCGUCGGCGCUUCCAGCCCUCAAUCACCUCAUACUUCUCCGCCGGGUCAACCGCCCCCAACGCUACUGUAUCGCACAAUCACUACUCGACCGCCACCUUCUCAGCCACUCCAGUGGUGCCAGCCAAAGUUCAAUCGUCCCUUCUUUCCGUCGGUAUGCGGGUCCGCAAGUCCGUGGCCGAUGGAUACAAGACCCAGAUCUCGCUGGAGAAGGAGAAAGGUGUGCCAGCGAUGAACGCACCGGUCGCUCAUACAUACACCACCAACGGUUACUCCGAGCUGACCCCAUUUUCUGGAAUGGGCCGAUCCGUCGUCACCGAUGACGGCGAUGACUUCUCCCUCCCACCUAGCAGUCAGGAAUCGAUCGCAUCGUCUGACUCUGUCCCAAUCAUGCUGAAUGGCCAGAAGAGACGCCUGGAUGGGAGAAGCGAUAUAUUUGCGGAUGAUGACUCCGAUCUGGAAGAUAACCAGCCAUGGCAGGAUGCUCCACUUGGAAGAACUAUCCUGUCUCCAAGCUUGGGACAGCAGCGACGCCGUAUCCUUGCGAUUCAACGCAAAGCUCAACUGAAUGAAACCCCGGGCAUGGACUUGGAUGACUUUGAAGAGGCUACCUUCCUUCGUCGACGAGAGGAGGUUGAUGCUGACUGCCAGAUGGACUGUGCUUGA